Messenger RNA from Armigeres subalbatus, 2970 nucleotides. RefSeq names its product peroxisomal acyl-coenzyme A oxidase 3 (gene Acox3). NCBI's taxonomy places the organism in Eukaryota, Metazoa, Arthropoda, Insecta, Diptera, Culicidae. Gene Ontology annotation, molecular function: fatty acid binding; FAD binding; pristanoyl-CoA oxidase activity. Gene Ontology annotation, cellular component: peroxisome. The transcript is spliced from 5 exons. Gene Ontology annotation, biological process: lipid homeostasis; fatty acid beta-oxidation using acyl-CoA oxidase. Bases 754 to 2865 code for a protein of 703 amino acids. The record is from RefSeq and is a predicted model, not a curated record.
AUAUUGUGGAUUGGAGCGCCUUAUAUUUCUAGUGUUAAAUUAUUCUGUAGCAUUAGUGUAUACGUGUAUACCAGUGAAUAAUUAUCACAAUUGUGCUUUUGCCGGGAUGUAUCAUCAUUGAACAUGUGAAUCUUUGCAGAUAUGUGCAUUAGCUUUAUUCUUCAAUUGCUUCGUCAAACCACAUUUAAACAAUCAUUCACGUCUAUUAAUUUCGUCUCUCGCAAUUUAGAAAUAGUUUAUAAUGUCAUAAUUGUCAUUUUUCCCAUUAACAUACAAUCGACGCAGUGGUGUCUUAUGAUGAUUGAACUUUGCUCGCAUAUUCACGUAGGUUCACGCAAACGCAUACAACACCGAGACUGGUUACUCGGUCGCUGCUUCUAUCGCGCAGCAAUCAAACCAGUUGCUGCUCUUGAAUAAAACACUCAUCGUCUGAUAGGAGUUCAUUUCAGUCCAAUGCAGGCUAACCUUCAUGCGUAUUUAUAUGUUUCAUUCAGUCAGUAGUAUCACGUACUAGCUGUUUUAUUUAACAAUCAACCAAACAGUUCAGUUAUUAUAAAUUUAAAUGCGCUGUUUUUAACUAAACGUUCAAUUUGAAUGGUUUCUAGGCGACCGAAAUCGCACGUACCCAAUCAAGAUAAAAUCUAUAAAAAACAACGAAGUUCACCGAAUCUACCGAGUGCAAACACUUGUUAAUUGCGAUAAGACGCAGCCCGCGUGAAGACGACGGGGGGUUAUCAGCAGAAGGGAAUCAACAUGACUGAGUUCAACACAGUAAGCCGACCUUCGGCUCAUCCCGAGCUUCUUGAAAAUAGAACCUACUUUCCUGACCUUCCCAAAUCUGGUCCACUGACUAAGUAUCGACAGCAAUCAGCAAUCGACUGGCGCAAAGUGAAACUUGCGUUAAACGAUGAAGCAUCCUUGGAACUCCAGCACAGCACGUGGGAUUUUCUCCAGAGCCAUCCCCUGUUUGCCAGGCCCAAUCGUGCCCUGUCGACCGAUGAAAUGCGCCACCUAGCGACGAAGCAGAUGUAUGUCAUUCAGGAUGCGAACCUGUUUGGUAUCGAAAAGCUAUUGGAGAGACCCGAUUUUAUGGCUUUCUUCAAUCAUAUACUGAUGGCUUAUGAUGCUAGCUUUGCGGUGAAGUUUUCACUUGGUUUUGGAAUGUUCUCUUCAGUUAUUCAAGCCCUGGACGUUGGACGACUAUCGCACAUUAUACAGCAAAAUCAAGGCGGAGAAAUCUUGGGUGCAUUUGGAUUGACAGAGAUUUCCCAUGGAACCAACGCUAAGGGAAUGCGAACUACUGCUACUUAUGAUUCAAGCACCAAAGAAUAUGUAUUGAAUACACCGGAUUUCGAAGCUGCAAAAUGUUGGAUUGGGAAUCUGGGAAAAACCUGUACGCAUCUUAUCUGUUAUGCUCAGUUGUACACUGAAGAUGGAAAGCAUCACGGUUUGAACGCCUUUGUGGUGCCGGUGAGAGACCCGAAAACUUUGAAUGCGUAUCCGGGUGUGAUUGUAGGAGACCUUGGGGAAAAGUCUGGCUUGCAUGGUGUCGACAAUGGAUUUGUCAUGUUUAGGGAGUACCGCAUUCCACGAGAAUAUUUGCUAGCUAAGACUGGGGAUGUUAACGAGGAGGGCCAGUUCAUAUCACCGUAUAAGGACGAAAACAAGAGGUUUGGUGCAUCACUUGGAGCGCUGUCUGGCGGACGAGUUGGAAUUUGCGGAAUCGCAAAUGUUUACCUAACCAAGGCCAUCAGCAUCGCUAUCCGUUACUCGGCAAGCAGAAAGCAAUUCAGUGCCGACGAUAACUCUGAAGAGCUGCCAGUUCUUGAGUACCAGUCACAACAGUUUCGUCUAUUUCCCCAUUUGGCCAAUGUUUUCGCCAUCAAAAUGUUCAACCUGUGGUUCGCAAAGGUCUACGGAGACGUUCUGUUGAACAUCUUGAUGGGUGAGAAGAACGAACACGUGGGCAUGGAGCUGCACGCGUUAUCCUCGGCUGCUAAACCGAUUUGCACGUGGGCUGCUCGGGACGGUAUUCAGGAGUGUCGCGAAGCAUGUGGAGGACAUGGAUUCCUGAAGUUUUCGACCCUCGGAGAUUUGCGGAAUGACAACGAUCCGAACUGUACGUACGAAGGUGAGAAUAAUGUGCUCAUACAGCAAACAUCGAAUUGGCUGCUGAACGUGCGCUCACGAGGUCAUGAAGCGUUCGGUGCUGUUUCGCCGCUUGGAACAGCCACUUUCUUGAAAGAUUUCGCAGAUAUUAUAAGUUCACGAGCAAAUUGGAAAUCCCCACAACAGGCAUUGGAUAUUAAAGGUCUAUUGGAUGCACUCAAUUGGUUAGUGGCAUUUACACUCGAGGAGACGUACGAAAAAACCGUGUUAUUGAAACAAAAAGGGAAAUCCUCUUUUGAUGCAAGAAACGAGUCGCAAUCAUUCUACGCUAGGACGUUGUCUAUGGUCUACGGUGAAAGAGCGCUGAUAUACGUAGCAGACAAGUUUUUGGCAAACUUAGAAGAAGGCUCGGAAAAGAUCGUUUUGCAGCGAUUGAUUUCACUUUGCGGAGCUAACCUGGUUCUGAAGUAUAGCGGUAUCUUCUACCAGGGUGGAUACUUUGCUCAAACGCCGAAUGCAAUGAACCUACUGCAGCAAGGAGUAUUGGACUUACUACCCCUAAUUAAGACUGACGCCAUUUCACUGGUGGACGCGAUUGCCCCUCCGGAUUUCUUGCUAAACUCACCUCUCGGUAUGAGCGAUGGAGAAGUGUAUAAACACAUGGAAUCAGCAAUCAUGCAAGCUCCUGGAGUAUUGGAGCGACCGAAAUGGUGGCGUGAUGCAGUUUACAGGGAUUAUAUAAAAUCAAAGCUGUAGUAAAUUUGAAUAAGUUGUAACAAGGUACAUUCAUGUGAUAGAUAAUUUGUGUUGGGGAUAUAGGGGUUAAAAUAGAACAAUUAAAAGCUUUAAUAAACAAUUGAA